Thelazia callipaeda (thelaziosis nematode) is the source of this 414-nucleotide messenger RNA. Lineage: Eukaryota; Metazoa; Nematoda; Chromadorea; Rhabditida; Thelaziidae. The record is from the annotation of a GenBank genome assembly.
AUGGCUAUAGAGCGGUCGCGCAACUCAUCAAGUCCUGCAUUAAUUUUCGAUAAUAUUAAUGGUGCUGAGGUGGAAACAGAUGAUACUUUGCCUAGUAGAUAUACGGGAUCGAAUAGUGGUAAUGAUAGCUGCAGAAUAGUGCAGGAAUCCAGAAAAUCAGAGGACAUAUCACUGAUUGAGCCUGUAGUUAGUCAAGCACUGAUACCGGUAACAGUUUCAGAAGCACAGUUUCAGAUGUCUACUGAAAAUCGAGAAGGACCUAUGCGCGUUAUUCAUUUUCAGGAAUCUGUUCAUGUAGACAUUUCAAAUUCGCCAAAGACAAUAUCAGAUUCAUCACAUAUUGAAAAAAGAGCUUGUCGAAUCUGUCAGUCAGAAACUGGUGAAAUGGUUCGCCCAUGUGCUUGUACUGGAACU